This is a messenger RNA of Penicillium salamii, 1392 nucleotides long. Lineage: Eukaryota; Fungi; Ascomycota; Eurotiomycetes; Eurotiales; Aspergillaceae. The record is from the annotation of a GenBank genome assembly.
AUGCCCAACAUUAUGUCCCAGGAUGAGAGCGCUUCGGUGAGAACCAAGCUUCACACUUUCUAUCGAAGUCCACUGUUCAAUGCAAUAAUUCUGGGUUUGGUGAGCUUCACCCAGCCAGGCAUAUGGAGUGCUUUAGCUGGGCUUGGAGCUGGCGGUCUGGCAACACCAUACUUCGUCAAUGCAGCAAAUGUAAUCACGUUUGCUAUCAUGAUUGUAUUGAGUCCCAUCUUUGCUGUCAUGGGUAAUCGAUGGAGUUUGAAAUGGAUCCUCGUGAUUGGUACCAUUGGGUAUGUUCCAUAUUCGGCCUCGUUGUACACAAACAGUGUCUAUGGAACGCAAUGGUUCAUGUUGCUUGGUGCAGCAACUUGUGGUAUUUCGGCCGCGGCCCUUUGGGUUUCCGAAGCUGCCAUUGGUGUGGGAUAUCCCGAGGAAAACAGGAAAGGGUUGUAUAUCGCAAUCUGGUUCGGCCUGAACAAAAUCGGCUCAAUCAUAGCAUCAUCGGUUCAACUUGCGUUGAAUUUCGGAAACGACAAACAGGGGUCAAUCAGUUCUGAAACACACUGGGUUCUCAUCGGCUUGCAAUGUCUUGGUCUGCCGCUGGCUCUUUUGAUCUCCCCGAUCGACAAACUCAUCCGCAGUGAUGGAACCAAGCCAGCAAGACCGGAGCGCACAACAUUUGCCGAAGGCUUCCGAAGGUUCUGGCGUAUCAUGAAGCGCCCUGAGAUCGCAGCAUUGAUACCCAUUUUCUUAACCAGUCAAUGGGCACAGACAUACGAAGGCAACUACCUGACAACGUACUUCACAGUUCGGUCCCGGGCGUUGGCAUCAUUCGUUAUCACUCUUCUGGGGUUGGUUGUCAACAUGGUGUUCGGUUGGUUCCUGGAUUAUGACCGCUUGAGUCGAGCUACACGAGCUCGUGCGGGAUGGAUCAUCUUGGUGAUCACAUAUACUAUCACCUAUAUCUACAACCUGGUCUUGGAAGCAGAAUAUGAAAAGACGAAUCCGGUCUUUGAUAUCGAAACGCCAGGAUUUGCACGCGCAGUGGCAGUAUAUUGUAUCUUUUUCAUACCCUACAACGCAUUCGCCGUGUGGGGGUACUGGAUUCUCGGUUGUUUCGAUGACAAGAUCGAGAAUUUGACGUUUUCGGCUGCUGUUUUGCGAUCGGGUGAGUCAUUGGCAAGCACAAUCUCUUAUGCCCUCGGCGCAUCAAAGAGUGUGUCACUACUGAAGAAUAUUCUUGUGGCUUCGGUCCUCUUCUGGGCUGCGAUCCCGACGACGACUUGGAGUGCGUGGCAGGUGGAGGAGUACAAGAGAGAAGAUGAAGUCAGUGAAGAUGUUUACGACAGCCCACAGCUCGUAAACGUCAUAGUUAAGGGGCCUUCUGAUGUCUGA